Molecule: messenger RNA, 789 nt
Organism: Aspergillus clavatus NRRL 1
Lineage: Eukaryota; Fungi; Ascomycota; Eurotiomycetes; Eurotiales; Aspergillaceae
Exons: 1
Coding region: 1-789 (262 amino acids)
Source: RefSeq, a predicted model, not a curated record
AUGCGUUUCUUCUCUGCCCUGUUUGUCGCCGGCGCGGCCACCGCUGCCAACAACAGCUACUGCACACCCUCCUCGGGCGAUGUUCAGGUCGUUCAGCUCACUUGGGCGCUCGAGUACUUGAUUGAGCAAUUCUACUCGUCGACCCCCCUCAACCAGACCUUCCUUAACUCCGCUGUGAACAGCUCCAACGCCAACUACUAUACCAACCUGCAGGGCAUGCAACGUCAGAACCGACUGGGUGUGCGGGCGGUGCAGCAGCUCGGCAACCGGGUUGAGAACUUCGAUUCCCCCAAGUGCAACUUCACCUUCGAAACUCCCAGCGACAGCGAGAGCUUCCUGCAGACCGCCCUGCAGCUCGAGCAGAGCGUGAGCGGCGCCCUCAUUGGUCUCGAAGGCUACACCCAGGCACCCGAGGUUUCCUUCCUCCUCGCCCGUCUGGCUGUUCAGCAUGGUGCCCACUCCGGCUACCUCGCCACCACCCAGGAGGGCGUUGUCUUCCCCAACAAUGCUACCUCGUUGACCCCAGCCUACAGCCCCGACUAUGUACUCACCUCCGGCCAAAACCCCGGCCAACUCGGUGACUACAUCAAUGGCUGCGUGUCAGCGCCUCAGCCCCCUUGCGGCAACCUCACCAUCGGGCCCCUGAUCGGCUCUCUAGGCGGUAGCAACUCCACCACUUCCAGCUCAGCAGCUGCUUCCUCGACUGGUGCGGGUGCUGGCUCCAGCUCUGACGCCUCUGCUACUUCUACCGCCACUGCCACCGGCUCCAGCAAGAAGAGAUUCUUCUAA